Geodia barretti is the source of this 1122-nucleotide messenger RNA. The record is from the annotation of a GenBank genome assembly. Lineage: Eukaryota; Metazoa; Porifera; Demospongiae; Tetractinellida; Geodiidae.
AUGGAACUGUUUCGACAGUUGGUUGGUGAAGUUGCCAUGCUACUCGCCUAUGAAGUGACGCGUGAUCUGCCUACGGAAUUCCGUACCAUUGAAACUCCGCUCGAAAGAAUUGAGUCUUCUUUCAUAUCCGGCAAGAAACUUUGCUUCAUUUCCAUACUCCGUGCUGGCAACGGUCUUCUCGACGGGGUGUUGAACCUUAUUCCGAGCGCUCGCGUGGGGCACGUAGGACUCUACCGUGAUCCCGAGACGCUGAUUGCAGUCGAGUAUUACUACAAAGUGCCGCCUGACAUUAGCGAACGGCUUGCAAUCAUUGUAGACCCUAUGCUCGCCACAGCGAAUACAGCUAUCGCAGCAGCGGAGCGUUUAAAACAGUCUGCAAAUCGCCUCUGGUACAUAGCUCUCUUCGCCAAGCAGUUUGACAUCGAUCUUGAAUAUCGCGCGGUUCAUGUAGAAAUUGGCGGUUUCGAGCAAGCAGUCAGCGGUUUUGAAGCGAACGGCGGACAAGGCCUCAAUGUAACCGUACCAUUCAAACUCAAUGCGUGGAAGUUCGCCGAUGUGUUGAGUGAUCGAGCGAAUUUGGCCGGUGCAGUGAAUACGCUGUCCUUAGGAAAGACCGUCAAGGGUGACAAUACCGAUGGUAUCGGGUUGGUAACCGACAUUAAGACGAGACUGGGAGUCGAUAUCAGGGAUGCCUGCGUUUUGAUAGUCGGCGCAGGAGGUGCAGUUCGCGGAGUUCUGGGACCAAUCUUGGCGGAACAACCCGAACAAGUAUUUGUCGCAAACCGAACUAAAGACAAAGCCGUUGCGCUGGCCGACGUGUUCGCGCAGUAUGGGAACAUUAUCAGUGGCGGCUUGGACGAAGUUCGAGGCAGAACCUACGAUAUCGUGAUUGAUGCCACCUCAAGCGAAUUGACUGGCAGCUUGCCGGAAAUUCCUUCUGGAGUAUUUCAGGAUGCUCAAUUGGCUUACAGCAUGAUGUACGCAGCGCGACCAACCCAAUUUCAAUUGUUGGCAAUCGAGCAUGGCGCCACUAAUACUGCCGAUGGACUCGGAAUGCUGGUAGAGCAGGCAGCGGAAUCAUUUUUCUCUGGCACGGCAAAAAGCCAGAAACCAAUUCGGUGA